Rosa chinensis is the source of this 1531-nucleotide messenger RNA. RefSeq names its product probable mitochondrial saccharopine dehydrogenase-like oxidoreductase At5g39410. Gene Ontology annotation, cellular component: mitochondrion; plasma membrane; lipid droplet. NCBI's taxonomy places the organism in Eukaryota, Viridiplantae, Streptophyta, Magnoliopsida, Rosales, Rosaceae. The record is from RefSeq and is a predicted model, not a curated record. The coding region runs from base 80 to 1435 and encodes 451 amino acids. The transcript is spliced from 2 exons. Gene Ontology annotation, biological process: glycolipid biosynthetic process.
CAUUGGUUUCAUCACCCAAUAAAUCUAGUCGACUCUCAUCUUCAACCUCCUUCUCUCUGAAUCUCAGUCACUCUCAAACAUGUCAGACCUCCCCAACCCUCCCUACGAUCUCAUCAUCCUCGGCGCCUCCGGCUUCACCGGAAAAUACGUCGUGAAAGAAGCCCUCAAGUUCCUCAACACCCCCUCCUCACCUCUCAAGUCUCUAGCCUUAGCCGGCCGCAACCCCACGAAGCUCUCCCAAACCCUCAACUGGGCCACCGCCCCAAACGCACCUCCCUCCAUUCCCAUCCUCACCGCCGACACCACCGAUCCCCCGUCCCUCCGCCGCCUCUGCUCCCAAACCCGCCUCAUCCUCAACUGCGUGGGCCCCUUCCGCCUCUACGGCGACCCCGUCGUCGCCGCGUGCGUUGAGACCGGCUGUGAUUAUCUCGACAUAUCCGGAGAGCCGGAGUUCAUGGAGAGGAUGGAGGCCAGUUAUUUCGAUAAGGCGGCGGAGAAGGGCGCGUUGGCCAUUUCGGCUUGUGGGUUUGACUCUGUUCCGGCGGAGUUUGGGUUGAUGUUUAACUCGAGGCAGUGGGUGGGGGCAGCGGUGCCGAAUAGGGUGGAGGCUUAUCUGAGCUUGGAAUCUGAGAAGAGAAUUGUUGGGAACUUUGGGACAUUUGAGUCGGCGGUGUUGGGUGUGGCUAAUGCGAAUAAGUUGAUGGAGCUCCGGCGGUCCAGGCCUAAAAAACCGAGGCCGGAGAUUCCUGGUCCUCCUCCUUCUAAAGGACCAACCAUUGAACACCAGAAAAACAUUGGCCUUUGGGCUGUGAAGCUACCUUCAGCAGAUGCUAUUGUUGUACGAAGAACACUUGGAGCUCUGACCGAAAAUCCCGGCGGUCUUCCAGGGAGGAAUGAGAGUGAUGAACACAUUAAAAAAAGAGAAGCCUUCUGGUCAACAGUGAAGCCAGCUCAUUUCGGGGUGAAGAUAGGCACCAAGUCUCUGUUGGGCAUUUUUCGAAUCAUUACAGUUGGGAUCUUUAUUGGGCUCUUGGGUCAGUUCUCCUUUGGGAGGUGGCUUCUCUUAAAGUUUCCCUCAUUUUUCAGUGUUGGAUGGUUCAGGAAGCAGGGUCCCUCUGAUGAGGAGGUGAGAAGUGCAUCUUUUAAGAUGUGGUUUGUUGGACGUGGUUUCAGCGACAGGAGUCUUGCAUCUCAGGGAAACGCAAAACCUGAUAUGGAAAUAGUAACAAGAGUUAUGGGACCUGAAAUUGGCUACUUAACAACCCCAAUAAUUCUGCUUCAGUGUGCACUUAUUGUUCUGAGCCAGCGCGACAAUCUUCCAAAGGGAGGAGUUUUCCCAGCUGGGAUUGUAUUUGGCCCAACCGAUCUCCAAGAAAGGCUACAAGAAAAUGGAGUUACUUUUGAUGUUAUUUCGAAGAAUGCUAUUUCUCAUUAGCAGGUACAUACUUUCGGAGAAAAUAAAUCUAUAGUUGGAAGUAUCUAUGAAACAGUAACUUAUAAUAAAAAAAGUAGUUAUUUUGCUUUCUCAUUA